AGGAGAGGUCUAGGUUUAAGUGUGGGGAAAGUGCUUUGGAAGUACGUCGGAAUGGCGGCUCCCGUGGACGAUGCGGAACUGCGAGAAGCUCAGCGAGACUACCUGGAUUUCUUGGACGACGAGGAGGACCAGGGGAUUUACCAGAGUAAAGUCCGGAGCAUGAUUAGUGACAAUGAGUACCGCUUGAUUGUUAAUAUCAAUGAUCUCCGAAGGAAGAAUGAGAAGAGAGCAAAUCGCCUGCUGAACAAUGCCUUUGAAGAGAUGGUGGCGUUCCAGCGUGCCCUGAAAGACUUGGUUGCUUCUGUGGACACCACAUACUCUAAGCAACAUGAAGAGUUUUACAUCGGUCUUGAGGGUAGCUUCGGGUCAAAGCAUGUGACACCCCGGACUCUGACGUCCCAGUUUCUCAGCUGCGUUGUCUGCGUGGAGGGCAUUGUGACAAAAUGUUCUUUGGUGCGCCCCAAAAUUGUCCGCAGUGUGCAUUACUGCCCAGCUACCAAGAAGACCAUUGAGCGUCGGUAUACAGAUAUGACAUCUCUGGAAGCUUUUCCAUCCACUGCCGUUUACCCCACAAAGGAUGAAGAGAACAACCCCCUUGAGACAGAAUACGGCCUGUCUUCCUACAAGGACCAUCAAACCAUCGCGAUCCAAGAGAUGCCAGAGAAAGCACCCGCCGGGCAGCUCCCUCGCUCUGUGGAUGUCAUUUUGGAUGACGAUUUGGUGGACACGGUCAAGCCAGGGGACAGAGUGCAGGUCAUCGGAACCUUCCGUUGCUUGCCAGGGAAGAAAGGGGGCUACACAUCGGGGACGUUCAGGACCAUUCUGAUCGCUUGUCACGUGAAGCAGAUGAACAAGGAGGCUCAGCCUACAUUCCUGGGAAGUGACAUUCCCAAGAUAAAGCGGUUUAGCAAAAGCCACUCCAAGGAAAUCUUCGACCAGCUGGCAAGGUCUCUGGCUCCCAGUAUUCAUGGGCACGAGUAUAUCAAGAAGGCCAUUCUCUGCAUGCUGCUAGGUGGGGUGGAGAAGGUGCUGGAAAACGGGAGCCGCCUCCGAGGGGACAUCAACAUCCUGCUCAUUGGUGACCCCUCGGUCGCUAAGUCUCAGUUGCUGCGUUACGUGUUGUGUACUGCUCCCCGGGCCAUUCCCACAACGGGCAGGGGCUCUUCUGGAGUUGGUCUGACAGCUGCGGUCACUACAGACCAGGAAACUGGAGAGCGUUGCCUGGAAGCAGGCGCCAUGGUCCUGGCAGACCGGGGGGUGGUGUGCAUUGACGAGUUCGACAAGAUGUCCGAUAUUGACCGCACGGCUAUCCAUGAGGUUAUGGAACAGGGGCACGUGACUAUUACCAAGGCAGGCAUUCAGGCCCAGCUCAAUGCCCGCUGCAGUGUUCUCGCAGCUGCCAAUCCGGUGUAUGGAAGGUAUGACCAGUACAAAACCCCCAUGGAGAACAUCGGCCUUCAGGAUUCCUUGCUCUCUCGAUUCGAUCUGCUCUUCAUUGUCUUGGAUCAGAUGGAUCCAGAGCAGGAUCGGGAGAUCUCAGACCAUGUUUUGCGGAUGCAUCGUUACCGAGCAGCUGGCGAACAAGAUGGGGAUGUCAUGCCUUUGGGCAGCUCAGUCGAUCGGCUGGCCACAGAGGACCCUGGCCUUGCAGAGGAGGAAGAGCAGGAGCUGCAGGUAUAUGAAAAACAUGACGAUAUUCUACAUGGGCCCAAGAGGCGGAAAGAGAAGGUCGUUAGCAUGGAGUUCAUGAGGAAAUACAUCACUUUUGCCAAGAUGCUGAAGCCGGUGUUGACUGAGGAGGCGGCAUCCUUCAUAGCCAAGUCCUACUCUGAGCUCCGCGGUCAGCAAGAGGCCACCUCCGAUGUGGCUCGGACUUGCCCUAUCACAGCCCGUACACUGGAAACGCUGAUCCGACUCUCCACCGCACAUGCUAAAGCCCGGAUGUGCAAAACAAUAGAUGAAAUUGAUGCCAGAGCGGCUUUGGAUCUGGUGCAAUUUGCCUACUUCAAAAAGGUUCUGGAAAAAGAAAAGAAGCGGAAGAAGCAAGCCAGAGAUGAUACAGACCAAGAAACGGAUGAUGAAGCUGAACAGGAAACUGAAACAAGGCAGAAAAAGAGAAGGAAGACACGUUCUGGUGAUCAGAAGGCUGCCGAAGGGGAAUCGCAUGAUCCCUAUGACUUCAGCGACACUGAAGAGGAAAUGCCUGAGGUUCAGGCACGCACUCCCAAGUCUCCUGAUCCUUCAAGCACUGGAGAGACUAAAACAAAGUUGGCUGAAUCGAGGCUGAAAGAAUUCAAGGCUGCCCUUCUGGAGGUGUUCAAGUCUACUCAUGCUCAGUCUGUGGGUCUGAAGAACGUGAUGAAGUCUAUUAACCAGGACAAUCCGAAGCCCUUCUCGUCUUCCGAAGUCAAGGUGGCGCUGGACCAGAUGCAAGAUGACAACCAGAUCAUGAUGUCAGAUGACAUCAUUUUCCUGAUCUAAGCCUGUCCCCUAGGAGGAAGCAGAGACUCCCUUCUCCCCAUGUGAGGCUACUUUGGGUGGAAGCUUCCCCUCCCCGCCCCCCAUCCUAUCGAGGAAAGCUUGGCUUGGCUUUGCUGAUCAGAACCAUAUAGAUGAAAAGAACUGGGUUUUCACCUUGGCUCUUUGUGUAUGAGGAAAGCUGGAACUGGUCAUUUAGCUUUGGAAGGACAUCUUGUAGAUUUGCUAUUUCAAGGGAGGAAAAAAUCUUUUUUUCCCAAAGUACUUAAAAUCUCUGUACUUCUUGUCUGCCACUUUAAUCAGUGUGUCCUAAAUAAAUGAGUGUGUUGGAAGAAACAUCCCUGCCAAGUUCCCAGGGUUGAAAUGUUUUCACUACGGAGGCUGCUAUAGCACCAUCAGGCCGCUUCCCGCUUCUCGUCUUUCUUCCCUUAACUACGCAGUGAAUUCAUGCUUAAAUUAUAUAACUAAAGUUUAAUGCACAAACUUCACUGUGUGAUAGGAACUUUUUAAAUAAGCCCAAAUUUCGCAAUGUUUUUGUUAAUGAAGUGAUUAAAGUGUAUUUACA
Molecule: messenger RNA, 3043 nt
Organism: Eublepharis macularius
Lineage: Eukaryota; Metazoa; Chordata; Lepidosauria; Squamata; Eublepharidae
Gene: MCM3
Product: minichromosome maintenance complex component 3
Exons: 17
Coding region: 52-2481 (809 amino acids)
Biological process (GO): double-strand break repair via break-induced replication; DNA replication; DNA strand elongation involved in DNA replication
Cellular component (GO): nucleus; MCM complex
Molecular function (GO): single-stranded DNA helicase activity; ATP binding; ATP hydrolysis activity
Source: RefSeq, a predicted model, not a curated record